AUGUCUUCUCUCGGGACUGUUGUAAAUGACUCUGUCAUCAUUCAUCCACCAGGAUUUUAUAUCAUUGCAUUUGAGAUAUUUCCCUUCAUCAGUGUUUACAUUAUCUUUCUGGCAUUUGUUUAUGUGGUUACGCUGGUGUUCAAUAUUGUACUGAUCGCCAUAAUUGCUCGUGACCACUGCUUACACACUCCAAAAUUUCUGGCUGUCGUCAACCUCGCGGUAAUUGACGUAACCUUAAACACAUGCAUUAUUCCCAGCAUGAUUAAGACAUUCCUCUUUAAGGACAACUUUGUUCCAUUUGACCUCUGUCUGUUACAAAUGUAUGUCUACUAUGCUGUUAUAUCUUUGGAGUCAUUUGCGCUCGCUAUACUUGCCUACGACAGGUUCAUUGCAAUAUGUUUCCCUCUGCGUCAGAACUUAUUCAACACACUGCCGAUCAUGUUGUGUAUUGUAGGCGCGACUUGGGUUUACAAUCUGAGUAGAGUAGCAUACAGCACGGCGAUCAUGACUCGACUGUCAUUUUGCAAUUCUGUCAGAGUGUUCAGCUAUUUCUGUGACUAUGCGCCUGUGUUCAGACUCGCCUGCAAUGAUUACACAUUGCAUUGGUCUAUAGCUUCAACUUCUAGUAUGGUGAAUCUGAUGUUCCCUUUUACUUGUGUUAUUCUGUCUUAUCUUAGCAUAUUGGUCACUGUGUUCAGAAUGAAAUCACUAGGCAAUAGGAUGAAAGCUCUGGCCACUUGCAUUGAGCACCUAAUCCUUGUUGCUGUAUUUUACAUUCCUAUAUUCAGCAUAUUCUUAAUAGGGCUUUAUGUGCGAUCCAUUGACCCGGACCAGCGUGUCCUGAGCCUGUCACUUGCCACUUGCAUCCCACCCUGCAUCAAUCCGAUUGUUUAUUCUUUGAAGACCAAAGAGAUUAGAACCAGAGCCCUGGCACUGGUUCGUAGAAUUAAAACAAAAACACAGCAAAGGCACUCACUGAUAAAACUUCAUUUUUUGGUUAUUGUAGGCAAAAACUAA
This is a messenger RNA of Anarrhichthys ocellatus (wolf-eel), 1017 nucleotides long. Its product is annotated as olfactory receptor 1F1-like. The transcript is spliced from 2 exons. The record is from RefSeq and is a predicted model, not a curated record. Gene Ontology annotation, cellular component: membrane. Lineage: Eukaryota; Metazoa; Chordata; Actinopteri; Perciformes; Anarhichadidae. Gene Ontology annotation, biological process: detection of chemical stimulus involved in sensory perception of smell; G protein-coupled receptor signaling pathway. Bases 1 to 1017 code for a protein of 338 amino acids. Gene Ontology annotation, molecular function: odorant binding; olfactory receptor activity; G protein-coupled receptor activity.